AUGGCUGCCGCUAUCAAAGAAACCGUCUCCAAUCUAAUUGGAAAAUUCUCCGGCUCGGACGAAGCUCCCCGCGAGCCCUCCGUCGACGAGCUCCAGCAGCUCCAGAAGAAGUACAUCGACGCCGGCCAGGGCCAGGUCUUCGCCUUCAUCAAUGAGCUGUCUACCGUCGAGAAGUCCCGUCUCUUCCACCAGUUGUCGACCUUCGACCCUGUCCGCAUCAAUGAGCUCGCUAGCAAGGUACUCCAGCCGCCCAAGGCUGAGGAAUCGUCCGUCACCCUCGAGCCCUUGCCCGAGUCUGCGACCGCCUCCAUCCUCGACUCCGACCCCGCCGAUUUGAAGAAAUGGUACAAUGCCGGUCUGAAGGAGGUCGCCGAUAACAAGGUCGCCGUCGUGCUGAUGGCCGGUGGCCAGGGUACUCGUCUGGGCAGCUCGGCUCCCAAGGGCUGCUUCGAUAUCGGUCUGCUGAGCCGGAAGUCCCUCUUCCAGCUGCAGGCGGAGCGCAUUGCCAAGCUGCAGGAGCUGGCUGCCAAGGCGUAUGGUGUGCACUCGGCCACCAUCCCCUGGUAUGUCAUGACCAGUGGUCCGACCCGCGGUCCUACCGAGGAGUUCUUCCAGAAGAGCAACUACUUCGGCCUGGACAAGAAGAACGUCUUCAUCUUCGAGCAGGGUGUCCUGCCUUGCAUCUCGAACGAGGGCAAGAUCAUCCUGGAGAGCAAGGGCAAGGCUGCCGUCGCCCCCGAUGGCAACGGCGGUAUCUACCAGGCCCUUGUCACCUCUGGUGCGCGUGAGGACAUGCGCAAGCGCGGCAUUCAGCACAUUCACACCUACUGUGUCGACAACUGCCUCGUCAAGGUGGCCGACCCCAUCUUCAUCGGUUUCUCUGCCGCCCAUGACGUCGACAUCGCGACCAAGGUCGUCCGCAAGCGCGACGCUACUGAGUCCGUCGGUCUGAUCCUGCAAAAGAACGGCAAGCCCGACGUCGUCGAGUACUCGGAGAUUGACAAGGAGACUGCCGAGGCCAAGGACCCCAAGAACCCUGAGCUACUCAAGUUCCGCGCCGCCAACAUCGUCAAUCACUACUACUCCUUCCGCUUCCUCGAGUCCAUCGAGACCUGGGCGCACAACCUGCCGCACCACGUGGCCCGCAAGAAGAUCCCCUACGUCGACACCCAGACCGGCGAGGGUGUCAAGCCCGAGAAGCCCAAUGGCAUUAAGCUGGAGCAGUUUGUCUUUGACGUGUUCCCCAUGACCCCCCUGGACAAAUUUGCCAGCAUCGAGGUUCGUCGCGAGGACGAGUUCUCCCCGUUGAAGAAUGCCCCGGGCACGGGUCAGGAUGACCCGGAUACCAGCCGGGACGACAUCAUGAAACAGGGCCAGCGGUGGAUCGAGGCCGCGGGCGGCGUAGUGAUUACCGAGCCGGAGGCAUUUGGCGUUGAGGUUUCGCCCUUGAUCAGCUAUGGCGGCGAGAACCUCGAGUUCCUCAAGGGCCGGGAGGUCAAGGCUCCGGCGAUCCUGGAGAAGGAGGAGUAG
Penicillium argentinense is the source of this 1530-nucleotide messenger RNA. RefSeq names its product UDP-N-acetylglucosamine diphosphorylase. The record is from RefSeq and is a predicted model, not a curated record. Gene Ontology annotation, biological process: UDP-N-acetylglucosamine biosynthetic process. Gene Ontology annotation, molecular function: UDP-N-acetylglucosamine diphosphorylase activity. The coding region runs from base 1 to 1530 and encodes 509 amino acids. Lineage: Eukaryota; Fungi; Ascomycota; Eurotiomycetes; Eurotiales; Aspergillaceae. The transcript is spliced from 2 exons.